CUGCGCCGGCGCCCGGCCCGGUCGCGGCGGCCUGCGGGCGUCAGGCGGCGAGCCCCGGGGCCAGCAGCCGCAACGCUGCACGGGCGAGCAAGCGGGAGAUGCCGAAGCUGCGCGGGGAAGCCUUUUGGAGGGAGACGCUGCGGAGCGCCCACUACGUGGUGGCGCCCAUGGUGGACCAGAGCGAGCUGGCCUGGAGGCUACUGAGCCGCCGCCACGGCGCCCAGCUCUGCUACACACCGAUGCUGCACGCCCAGGUCUUCCUCAGGGACGCCAACUACCGCCGAGAGAACCUCUACGACGAGGCCUGUCCCGAGGACCGGCCGCUUAUCGUGCAGUUCUGUGCCAAUGAUCCCGAAGUGUUUGUCCAAGCAGCACUAUUGGCUCAGGAUUACUGUGAUGCCAUAGACCUAAAUUUGGGUUGCCCCCAAAUGAUUGCAAAGAGAGGUCACUAUGGAGCAUUUCUGCAAGAGGAGUGGGAUCUUCUUCAGAGAAUGGUUUUACUGGCUAACGAGAAGCUCUCUGUUCCCAUCACAUGCAAAAUCCGCAUUUUCCCAGACAUUGACAAGACAGUGAAGUAUGCACAGAUGCUGGAGAAAGCUGGCUGCCAGCUGCUGACUGUGCACGGCCGUACUAAAGAACAGAAAGGACCACUUGCUGGUGUGGCAUCCUGGGAGCACAUUCAAGCUGUAAGAAAAGCUGUAAACAUUCCUGUAUUUGCAAAUGGAAACAUCCAGUGUCUCAGCGAUGUGCAAGAAUGCAUCCGUAAGACAGGAGUACAUGGUGUCAUGAGUGCAGAAGGUAAUCUUCAUAACCCAGCUUUGUUUGAGGGCCGGAACCCAUUGGUGUGGGAGAUGGCUGAGGAGUAUCUGGAGAUAGUGCGGAAGUACCCAUGUCCAUUGUCUUAUGUUAGGGCUCAUCUCUUCAAGCUCUGGCAUCACACGCUUCAAGUUUACCAGCAGCUGCGUGAAGAAUUAGCAAAAGUGAAGACUCUGGAUGGCAUUGUCGAUGUCAACAGGGAGCUGAAACUGCGAUGCCAGGAAGAAAUAGCUAAUCAGAAAGAAGGAGAAAAGCCAAAAGAAGGAUUGCCUUUUUUCCACUGGAUCUGUCAGCCAUACAUCAGGCCAGGGCCAAAGGAGAGAUGCAGGGAGAAUGGAGAAAGUGAAAUAGAAAAAGGUGCGCGGGGAAAACGUGCUCUGGAAGAAGAGGAAGAUGGAAAUUCUGAGCUUCUGUCAAAGAAUAAACAAAAAAAGAAGUUAAGAAAUCCUAAUAAAAUCUUUGAUCCAUCUUUAAAACCCAAGUAUGCAAAAUGUGAUCAAUGUGGAAACCCUAAGGGCACUAAAUGUGUGUUUAACAUGUGCCGAGGAUGCUGUAAGAAAAGGGCAUUCAAGGAGGUAGCAGAUUGCCCAGGUCAUGGAUUACUUUUUAAGACCAAGUAUGAAAAAUCCCUUUCAUGGCAGCACAGUCAAAGAGGAAUUCAAACCCCAGAGAUCAGUCAGAGAGGAGAUGCAGAGGUGGGGGAGACAGCAGUGCUGAAGGAGGCUGGUGACAGUACAGGGUGAAACUUUGGAAAUGAACAGUCCAAGAGCUCCUGCCAGACCACUACACUACUUCCCUGGGCCAAAGAAUGUGCCAUCUCCAGCUCACUGUCGUCUGUGUGAACUUCUUCCACACGGUUAAGUUCUGGAAAAGUUUUAUUUAAGUAAAAAAACUGCUUACUCAGGGAAUUAUCCUGCAUUUGAAAUAAAAGAGAUGCAAUUAAAUGUCUAAUGCUGUG
Messenger RNA from Lonchura striata (white-rumped munia), 1774 nucleotides. RefSeq names its product dihydrouridine synthase 1 like (gene DUS1L). Gene Ontology annotation, molecular function: flavin adenine dinucleotide binding; tRNA dihydrouridine synthase activity. Gene Ontology annotation, biological process: tRNA processing. NCBI's taxonomy places the organism in Eukaryota, Metazoa, Chordata, Aves, Passeriformes, Estrildidae. The record is from RefSeq and is a predicted model, not a curated record.